UUGUCGCCAGGAAGAGAGAGAGAUACACAAGGAAAGAAAGAAAGAAAGAAAGAAAGAAAGGAGGAAGGGAGGGAGGAAGAGAAAGCCAAACACCUGAAGCUGGAUUGCAAGAAUCUCUCCUCCUUUGCUGUUGAUUUGCAAGAACUUUACGCACAAAGAGCCCGAGAAAAGAGCUCAGCCGAAGGCUCUUCUUUCCUCCUUGAAGCCCAGGCUUUGGGCUGGGUUUUGGGAAAGGCCCUCGGCCCUUUUGGACUCCGUUUUGCCCCCCUUUUGGGGACUGAAUCUCUUGUUUUGGGGGCGCAAGGAGAGCAGGAGGAGAGAGGCUGUAAAAUGCUCCUCUGCCGUGAGGCGCUCGGCUCCAGCUGCUUCCGACGGCGUUCGUCCCGAAAGGAGGAAACCAAUCGGAUCUGAAGCCCUACAGAAAAGAGCAAGGCGGGUUUUAAGGUUCCUGCUUCUUCCUCUUUGACCGUCCAGCCUCCCCUCCGUCCUCCGUCCUCCGUCCUCCGUCCUCCUGGAUUUACGCAGACGAGUGGAGAACCAUGAACUGAAUGCCAGGCAAAUGUCUGCUUUUGCUUUGUCAUUUUAAAACAACCCUCUUUACCUGGUAUUAUAUUUUUGGCUUCUGAAGAAGAGCUCUUCUGGGGUUUUUGGAUGACCGUGCUUUGAAGAACAAGGGUUUUUUUCGUCUUCGUUUUUUAUUUUGACUUGAAGAACAACCGCCUCACCUUCGGGAGAGUGAGGAUCUCAGGAGAACAUGGGGAGGAAAAAGAUCCAAAUCCAGCGGAUUACGGACGAGAGGAACCGGCAGGUGACAUUCACCAAGCGGAAGUUUGGGCUGAUGAAGAAGGCCUACGAGCUGAGCGUCCUCUGCGACUGCGAGAUCGCCCUCAUCAUCUUCAACCACUCCAACAAGCUCUUCCAGUACGCCAGCACCGACAUGGACAAGGUGCUCCUCAAGUACACCGAGUACAACGAGCCCCACGAGAGCCGGACCAACGCUGACAUCAUUGAGACCUUAAGAAAGAAAGGUUUUAACGGUUGCGACAGUCCGGAGCCGGACGGGGACGACUCCAUUGACCAGAGUCCGCUGAUGGAGGACAAAUACCGCAAAGCCAGCGAGGACCUGGACAUCCUCUUCAAGCGCUACGGCUCUGCAGUUCCAGCUCCCAAUUUCGCCAUGCCAGUUACGGUUCCCGUGUCCAACCAGAACAGCCUCCAGUUCAGCAACCCGGGCGGCUCUUUGGUGACCCAGUCGCUAGUGACCUCUUCGCUGACCGACCCCCGGCUCCUCUCGCCGCAGCAGCCCUCCCUCCAGCGCAACACCGUCUCCCCAGGACUCCCCCAGAGACCCGCCAGCGCAGGGGCCAUGCUGGGAGGAGACCUCAACAACACAAACGGUGCCUGCCCAAGCCCAGUAGGGAACGGCUACGUCAGCGCCAGGGCCUCCCCGGGUCUCCUCCCGGUCUCCAACGGGAACAGCCUUGGCAAAGUCAUCCCCGCGAAGUCUCCGCCGCCCCCCACGUCCUCCCAUGGCGCCCAACUGGGGCCCAACAGCCGCAAGCCGGACCUGCGUGUCAUCACCUCCCAAAGUGGGAAGGGGCUCAUCCAGCAUUUGACAGAGGAUCAUCUGGAUCUGAACACACAGAGGCUUGUCGUCUCCCAAGCGACCCACUCUUUGACCACGCCGGUUGUUUCGGUGGCUACCCCGAGCCUCCUGACGCAGGGGUUGCCCUUCUCGGCCAUGCCAACAGCAUACAACACAGACUACCAACUGACCAGCGCAGACCUCUCCUCCCUGCCGGCAUUCAGUUCACCCGCUGGCCUCUCCCUGGGGAACAUCUCUGCCUGGCAACAACAGCAGCAGCAACAACAACAGCAACAACAGCAGCAGCAGCAACAACAACAGCAACAACAACAGCAGCAGCAUCUGGUUCCUGUAUCCCUAAGCAACUUAAUACAAGGGACCCACCUCUCCCACGCCACCACUUUGACCGUCAACACCAACCCCAACAUCAGCAUCAAGUCGGAGCCCAUCUCGCCCAACCGGGAGCGCAACACGGCCACCCCGCUCUCGGCGUUCCCCCACCAGCCCCGACAUGAGGCCACCGGACGCUCGCCCGUGGACAGCCUCAGCAGCAACGCCAGCUCCUAUGAGGGCAACGAGCGAGAAGAGCAGCCCCGGGCCCCCGACUUCGGCUCCUCCCUCGGCCUCCUGAGACCCUCCUCUGAGGCCGAUGGCGAGAACCCUUCGGUCAAACGCAUGCGCUUGGACGCUUGGGUAACAUAACCUCCUCGCAUGCAGCGCAUGGCCCCCAUUUCGGGGCUGUCCUUGGCCUCACGCACGCGUGGGAGUAAGCGGACGACACGGGAGGG
Molecule: messenger RNA, 2373 nt
Organism: Sceloporus undulatus (fence lizard)
Lineage: Eukaryota; Metazoa; Chordata; Lepidosauria; Squamata; Phrynosomatidae
Gene: MEF2D
Product: myocyte enhancer factor 2D
Exons: 12
Coding region: 755-2287 (510 amino acids)
Biological process (GO): cell differentiation; positive regulation of transcription by RNA polymerase II
Molecular function (GO): histone deacetylase binding; RNA polymerase II cis-regulatory region sequence-specific DNA binding; protein dimerization activity
Source: RefSeq, a predicted model, not a curated record